Molecule: messenger RNA, 3468 nt
Organism: Mobula hypostoma (lesser devil ray)
Lineage: Eukaryota; Metazoa; Chordata; Chondrichthyes; Myliobatiformes; Myliobatidae
Gene: trmo
Product: tRNA methyltransferase O
Exons: 6
Coding region: 44-1639 (531 amino acids)
Source: RefSeq, a predicted model, not a curated record
GGCGGCAGAUCACGUGGGUGGUUGCGGAGCGCUUGUUGGUGUCAUGGAUGUGACUGGAUUAGAUGUCGCGGUGGGAGCAGGAGCUGAUAGCUGUGCUGGAGCGCGGGCGGUGAGCGUGCAGCUGUUGCUGGCUCAGGCCCGCACCCUGAGGGCUGAACUGAAGAACUUGAGGCAAGAAGUUAACAAAGCUGUUCAUGUACAUAAGAAAUCAAUUGAAGAUCUACGAGUUCUCUUGUAUAGUUUGAAAAGAGGAUCUAGCCAAGCUGAUGUGCCCAUCCAUAAUGAUGUUCCCACCAGAAAUCAACAAUCUCUAUCUUUGGAGAAAGGAAACAUUCAAACUACACCCAUAGGAUACAUUGAAUCCUGCUUCUUUGCCAAAAAUGGCACACCUCGGCAACCAACAGUUUGUGGUUUGUCUCGUGCACGACUUAAAAUUAGCAAGACUGUUUUUACUAAUGCGGAGCAUUCACUCAUGGGCUUGGAACAAUUUUCACAUGUUUGGAUUAUCUUUAUUUUUCACAAGAAUGGGCAUCAAAGCUAUAAAGCUAAAGUCAAACCACCUCGACUGAAUGGACUAAAAACUGGAGUGUUUUCUACAAGAAGUCCACACCGUCCCAAUGCAGUAGGUUUAACAUUGGGGAAGCUUGAUAAGAUUGAAGGUGACACUCUUUAUCUUUCGGGAAUUGACAUGAUACAAGGAACACCAGUACUGGAUAUUAAACCAUAUAUUCCAGAUUAUGACACACCUAGGGUUGACCCAAUGGAUAAUGUAAAUGAGAGUCAAGAGGUUUUUGUGCCAGAAGAGCAAUGCCAAGGAAUACCCAAUCUGAUCUCUGGGAAGGUAACUGAGGAGAGUGAGGAUAAGCGAUCAAUCCAUGUCAAAGUGGCUUCAAAGGUAGUAGCCGAUCGUGCUAUUGAUCAGGUAGAACAUUCUCCCAAAGAUACCACAUGCCCAUUUAGAAGGACAGAUGGCGAGAUAAUGGAUGAAAAAGGCAAGGUCGGGAAAAUGUCACUACCAACUACCAAGAAUAACCCCAAAAAAGAGAAGUAUUGUGAACAUCAACUAAAUGAGAAAGUUGAUCAGCUUGCUGGAAAAGGGAUUGCUUCUUAUGAAAGCAUACACUUAACCGUGGAGAAAAUCAAAAGCCAGUUAGUUCACAGUGAUAUUAUAAACUGCAUAACUGAAGAAGAUGAAGUAAGUUGCCUUAAACCUGAGAAAUCUCUGACAGUCGGCAAGAGGAAGAAAACAAAUAAUGUUGCUAUUAACAUACCUUGGAAUAAAUUGUCCAAUGGCAAUAUUGCAACUUGGAUAAAACAGUCACCUGUGACUUCCUUAAAGGUUCGAUUCACUCCUCAUGCAGAAAUGGAUUUGCAGCAGUUUCAGGCUCCAGGAGGGUCAGAUCCAGAGAAAAUGACAUUGAAGUAUUUCCAGUCUCUAGAGGAAAUAAAAUCUGCCAUGAUGUCUGUGUUAUCAGCUGAUCCAAGAUCCAUAUAUCGGAGGACACAGUGCCAGGACAUGCUCUUUUAUUUCACUCUGGACACUGCCCACAUCACCACUUGGUUUGGAGAUGGCUUUACUGAAAUCCUCAGGAUAAAACCUCUGAAAGAGCCACCUGACAUUGGAACUGUCAAAGUUUAAAUUCUUCUAGCUGAAAACAUUGCACUUUCAAUAAAAUACCAAACCUUUACUAACAAUUUUCUGUGAUCAGUUGCAAUACUGCUCGAGCAAACACAUAGAUUUUACGAAGUGCAUUUCCAUUCUUAUUUCAUUGAAUGACCCUCAUUUUACUGUUAUGAAGUUGUGGGGCUUCAGUGAUGUUGCAGACUUCCUUGUGAAUAUAAGAAUGUAUAAUUAGCUUCAGACUGGAAACAGUUUUCUGUAACCUGUUCUCUAAUCCUUCAUCUGAAGGAAAUACUCAUGAACCACAGUAUUGUGAUUUUAAUAUUUAUUCAUCAUUAGGUUUGCACCACUUUUCAGGCAACAGUAUUGGUUUCUAUCAGUAACUUUAAUUUCAGUAAUAUACUUAUUUCUUCUGCAGAACUGAAUUAUAUAAAAUUAAUUUGGUAACAUUUCUUUGUAAGUUUUAUCCAUAAUGUUGCUAUGUCAUUUAGGUUGUGGUAACAAAUUUCACUCAGUUCCUCAGAAUUGUAUCAUUUAUUUUCUAUCAGGGAUGAUUGCUACCAGUUCUCUCAGAGCUGUGAUUUUUUGACUUCUUUUGUUCAGCAAUUGGAAUUUCUAAUAUCAAACAGGAUUGAAGCAACAUGGUAUACAUUAAGUCCUUAUUUGUGAGGGAAAAGGACACAGAUUACAAAACUGCAGAUGCCAUUAAGGCCACUGAAAGUGACACAGAGGCUAUAAUGACAGACGGUGGUCAACCAGUCUUUGAAUAUAACUUCUGUGUAAGUUUCAGCACUAGACUUCAGUUUUAAUCUGUAUGUAAACCUAUCUGUGUUCCUGAUGUUCCAGAUCCUGGCUCUGACCACAUGCUGUGGACCCCAAUUACAAACCUGAUUCCCGAAUCAUGUUCUGAAAACCAACCACAGCUUCAGGUUUUUUUUUUGAAGUCUCAGACAUGUUUGCUGUUCAGAAAUUUUUCAAAAUUAUUAUAAGAUAAACUAGAUAAAUUUACUUUUUACUUAGAAAAUGUGUAUUUCUUAAAACCUGGUGUUUUUUCUAUUUUUCCCUAAGAGGAUUGCAGAAAAAAAGUACUUGCAUUGCACCUCUAACAGCUAUAGUUUACAGCCAUUACUGAAUUUUGGAUUGGCACUUACCCAUUAAAGAAAACAUGGUAGUCAACAUGCACAUAGAAAAUCACAAAUAUAAAUGAGCUAGAAGUUUAAUGGACAUUUCAUUGGUGAAUAUAAUGGCCAUUAAGAAUCUGGUAGUAUUUCCCAACUCUCUGUAUUUUAUAAUCUGGUUGUAAUGCAUUAGAACAUAACAGCAUUUCUUCACAUAAAAAAUGCUUAUGCCAACAUCUCAUCAGAAAGAUGGCAUAAUUGGCAAAUGGCCCAUCUGUCAAUAGUUCCCUAGUAUGUCCUUUCACUUAUAUCUUGGGCUAAUAUUUGGUGAUCGAGUUCACCUUACUAAUCACCUUACUAAUUUGUUGGGCAAAUUGACUACUCUUGUUUCCUGUAAUUUAAAACCUCAGUUCAAAAAUAUUUCACUGGCUGUGACCUGCUCUGGAAUGCCCAGAGGUGCUGAUAUAAGGGUGGUUCCGUAUGGCAUGUGGCUGCUUUUAAUCUUUUAAGCUUAUCAAUUUAAUCACAUGGUUUCUUUUGGCAAGUUGUCAGUUGGCUAGGUCAUAUGCCAAAGCCACAGUUCCUUAUUGUUUUAAUGCUAAAAAUGCAAAUUUUGUUGUGAAUUUAUACAGAUGUUGAAAGUAAACAGACUAGAAACUAGAAGAAUUGUAUCAUGUUGCAAGUAACAUAACAGUAAGUGUUCCAGCUGUGGGUUACAGGAAAAUAAAA